CUCAUGCGAUCAACACUGCUGAAAGGAAACGUCUGUAGUGUGUUUGGCUUUGUUAGAGGAAGGGGCGCAGAAUUUAAGAGACUGUAAAAUCCACAAGCUGGUCUGAAAUAAUUCAGCUUUUUAUUAUUAAUUAAUUUGGCUUGCUCUGAGUGCUUAGGAGGAACUAGUUUUUCUUUUUGAUUUAGAGAUGACUCUUGUUUGAACUUGGCUGGACACUCAUAGUAAUCCUCAAGCUUUACCUCUUUUUUGAGACCAUUCUUUGGCCAUCAUGUACAGCAGUGGCUACUCCCAGGUCUCCAGGGGCAGCCCGGCGAGCCAGAAGAAGUUGCAGUACCGCUCAAAGGGCAAGGGCAAGAGCUGCGGCUACUACAUGCGCAUUGUCUUCUUCUUCUCUUCGCUCAUUCAGUCUCUUAUCAUAGUCAGCCUCGUGCUCUUUCUGGUCUAUGGUAAGACGCAGGACUCGCCAUCCACGUCUCGCAUCCAAGACCUGGAGGAGAGCUUUAGCCGACUCUCCAUAGAGAACGUCAUCCUGAAGGGGCAGAGGAAGAACUUGACCAGUUUGCUCAACACCACCCUGAUUGAGAAGGCUCGCAAUGACUGGGACCUGGCUGAACACCGCUACUAUGCCAACAUCUCAUCGAUUCUUAUCCAAGAAAUGGAGAAGAAGCAGCAACAUUGCCUUGCCGAGUUGUUUGUUUGCAAGAGCAGAAUCCCAACAACUAUGAAUCGUCUAGGUAACUGUGGUCCGAGUGAACAGCUACAUGCCAGGCUGCAACUUGUGGAGUCCAACUUCACACAAACAAUCCAGAGAAUGAGAAGGGAAAUGGACCAGACUGUCAAAGAGAGGGACAACAUUAACUUGGAGGCCAUCCAUCUGCGGAGGGAAAAAUCCUCUCAUGAAAAGGAAGUUAAUUUCUUUAGACAAAAAUGCAAAGAUGACUUUUCCCAGUCCUUGAGCGGUAUCUCCAAUGUCUCCAAGUCUUUCCUGGAGAAGAUUGACUCCCUUUUCCCUUCACACAUCGCCUUCCAGCUCACCUGUCCGAAACAGAGGGAACACCUGGAGCAGAUCCGCACCAAUUGCACCAGCCUGUCCAUGGAAGUGGAGGACAGGUUCCAGCGUUACCUGAAUAGUGUGGGAGAAAAAGUGUCAAACAUCCAGGCUGAGAGUAGCCGCUUGAAGGCAGAGAACACGCUACUGUCUGACGACUACCGCAGGUGCAGCACAAACCGCACAGGUCUGAUCCGGGAGCACAAGCAGAACUUAGACAAGCUGCAGCAGAAACACGAUGAGGAAAAGGAGGAACUCCUGAUGGACAAAUUGAGGCUUCAUGGAGAUAUAGAAGUCUUGAACAACCUUGUGAAGUAUACAAGUAGAGUGAAUGAUCACCUGACAGAGCAAAAUAGGCAGCUCAAUAUGUCAUGCGUGUCUAAGACAGGAUUAAGUGGACUUCCCGGUGGCUCAUCCUAUGGGACUGGGGCAGGUGUAUUGGCUUCGAAGAUUGCGUCAUAUGGGCUGAAUAAGCCGGUAUCAACUGGUACCGGCUCUUCACGUUCAUCAUUAGGGUUAAGUAGCUCCAUUGGGUCAGCAUCCAAUAAGCUGGCAUCAACUGGUACCAGCUCUUCACGUUCAUCAUUAGGGUUAAGUAGCUCCAUUGGGUCAGCAUCCAAUAAGCCGGCAUCAACUGGUACCAGCUCUUCACGUUCAUCAUUAGGGUCAAGUAGCUCCAUUGGGUCAGCAAUCAAUAAGCCGGCAUCAACUGGUACCGGCUCUUCACGUUCAUCAUCAGGGUCAAGUAGCUCCAUUGGGUCAGCAAUCAAUAAGCCGGCAUCAACUGGUACCGGCUCUUCAAGUUCAUCAUCAGGGUCAAGUAGCUCCAUUUGGUCAGCAUCCAAUAAGCCGGCAUCAACUGGUACCGGCUCUUCAAGUUCAUCAUCAGGGUCAAGUAGCUCCAUUGGGUCAGCAUCCAAUAAGCCGGCAUCAACUGGUACCGGCUCUUCAAGUUCAUCAUCAGGGUCAAGUAGCUCCAUUUGGUCAGCAUUCAAUAAGCCGGCAUCAACUGGUACCGGCUCUUCAAGUUCAUCAUCAGGGUCAAGUAGCUCCAUUGGGUCAGCAUCCAAUAAGCCGGCAUCAACUGGUACCGGCUCUUCAAGUUCAUCAUCAGGGUCAAGUAGCUCCAUUGGGUCAGCAUCCAAUAAGCCGGCAUCAACUGGUACCGGCUCUUCAAGUUCAUCAUCAGGGUCAAGUAGCUCCAUUUGGUCAGCAUUCAAUAAGCCGGCAUCAACUGGUACCGGCUCUUCUAGUUCGUCCUCUGGGUCGACUGGAUCCACGAGCAAAAGUUCUGGAUUUAGUUGGCUUGGGCAAAGUAAGACAGGAAGUGCAACAGGAAAAGGACCAUCAACUGGGAAUAGUAAUACUGGACUUGGAUCGUCCUCUGGUGCAGGAAGAACGAGUGGACUGGGAGGUGGCUCAAUAACUGUUGCUCAGCACCUGAGGGAUCUGCAGCGCAUCAUCAACCCCUCUGAACCAGAGGAAAAACAAGCUCUCUCCAGAAUAAUGGGUUAGUCCAUCUUAAUGGGGAAAACAAAAAAAAGAGAUAUAUCUCCCAAUGCAUCUAUUAUUCUAUUAUACACAGCUAAAUGCAAGCUUCUCAUAUUGAGUGCAUAUUUUAUAUCAAUAAAUGUACCAUAUAUUA
Messenger RNA from Gymnodraco acuticeps, 2693 nucleotides. RefSeq names its product plasmalemma vesicle associated protein a (gene plvapa). Gene Ontology annotation, cellular component: caveola. Gene Ontology annotation, biological process: regulation of vascular permeability; positive regulation of cellular extravasation. The record is from RefSeq and is a predicted model, not a curated record. The coding region runs from base 269 to 2563 and encodes 764 amino acids. The transcript has 6 exons. NCBI's taxonomy places the organism in Eukaryota, Metazoa, Chordata, Actinopteri, Perciformes, Bathydraconidae.